AUGGUCAAGAUCUCCCAGCUCGCCGCUCUGGCGUCAGCUGUCGCAGGCGCCCGCGCCGCGACGUUCAGCAACUCGACAACGCCUGUCAUUUCCGACGUCAGCGUCACCAGCGUGGACACAGGGUCCUCGGAGUUCCAAGGCGUGCAGCACGCCGCGUUCAUCGAGAUCUCGCUCAAGGCGUCGCAGCCAGGCGAGGCCUGGAUCACCGUUCCCGAGGACGUCUUCGAGAACUUCCCCGACUCGCCCUUCCAGUGGGAGUACGGCACCGUGACCUCCACCGGCUACAACAACAACAACUUCUCGAUCGUGUUCGACAAGGUUCCAAAAAACGGCGAGGCCAAGCUAGGUAUUUUCACCAAGAUGGACUACGGCUACACCGCUGCCAUCACCGCGCCAACCAAGGACACCUUCACCUUCACCAGCUCUUCGGGCGAGUUCAAGUCCUCCGUUGCGUACAACCAAUACCCAACCGACCAGGUCUACGUGCACACCGAGAACAGCGGCCAGACCCUAGAGUGGGACGUCUACGUGCCUGCCAGCCUCGUCAACAGCACUUUCACCAUCUCCGUCGAGAAGCAGGCCGGCUACAAGUUCAGCCCUGAGUUCAACAACUUCUACUACAACAUGUUGACCACCGCCUUCGACCAGUACGGCUCCGACGAGAUCCUGGCUUCUACCGAGCAGAUCGACGUUUCCACCGAGGACAAGAUCAACGUCACCUUCGUCGGUGCCUUGCCUUCCACCGCUGUCGGCCUCAGAUUGAACUUUCACGCCACCAUCGAGGAGUCCCGUGAGUUCUUCACCAGUGUCUCCGACGUCCAGUUCUCCUCUUUCAGCGAGUCUGUCACUGCCUACACCUACACCAAGAACUACCACGGCUUCGUUGAGGCUCCUAUCUUGAAGAUCAACUCUGCCUCCUCUGCUGUCACCACGGGUGCCGUUGUCCAGUCCAGCACCACCGCCGCUACUAACGGUACUUCUGCUACCACUGGUUCUACCACCGCUACUGGCUCUGCUUCUGUCACCGGCUCCGCCCCUGCCUCUAUCUCGGCUUCUGCUUCCAAGUCUGGCUCUGUAUCUGCUUCUGGCUCUGCCAAUGGUACCUUCGCCUCUACUGGUGCUACCAUUGCUACCGGCUCCGCCUCUGUCCCUGGUUCCGCUUCUGUCUCUGGCUCCGCUUCUGGCUUUGCUUCCGCUUCUGGCUAUGCUGCCGCUUCAUUCGGUGUCAACUGCACCUCCGGAUGUGUCACUGGUCCAGUUUCUACUGCCACUGCCACUGCUCACUCUUUGUCCACUACCGUGAUCACCACCUGCCCAACCUGCGAAGUCAAGGCUACCACUGUUGCCGUUUCCACCGCAACCACUACUGAGCACGGUGUUGUUACCGCGUACACCACCUACUGCCCAAUCUCCGCUGAGACUGGCUCUUACACUGUCUCAAAGGGCACAACUUUAGCUCCAUCUGUUGUGAUCACAGAGGUCCAGUCUGGUGUUUUCACUGUCUACACCACUUACUGCCCAUACUCUGAGACUGCUUCUUCUACCAGCACCCGUACCGUCGCUACCUCUAACGCUUCCGAGGCCCCAGUUUCUGGCUCCACUGCUGAGGGUGUUACCACUACUACUAAGGGUGCUCACUCUGGCUCUGCUCCUUCUGCCACCACUGUUGCCACUGUUUCUGGCUCCCAGGCUCCUAAGGCUUCCGCCUCUUCAUCUAUCACUGUUAGCACCUACGAGGGCGCUGCAGUUGCUAUCAAGGGUGGGUUCUCUGCCAUCAUCCUGGGUUUUGUUGCUUUCUUGAUCUAG
Lachancea thermotolerans CBS 6340 is the source of this 1806-nucleotide messenger RNA. RefSeq names its product KLTH0G19382p. NCBI's taxonomy places the organism in Eukaryota, Fungi, Ascomycota, Saccharomycetes, Saccharomycetales, Saccharomycetaceae. Bases 1 to 1806 code for a protein of 601 amino acids. The record is from RefSeq and is a predicted model, not a curated record. The transcript has a single exon.